CAAGCUGUGUAAUUUUUUUUAUUUAAUUUUUUCCAGCGAAACUAAAUGCGUUUUACGAAAAUUUAUAUUUUACGAUUUUACAUUGGACCGAGCUAAUCCUUAAUGGUGAGGCCGCUUUGUUUCCAAAACUCGACUCGGUCUCCACCGCUAAUUCCGAUGGAGGCCCCCAGCGGCGCUUCCCCGAAGCUUCUGGAAGUGUCGGAGACGGAAGUCGUAAUCGACUUCCGGCCGAACGCCAAGUGCCGGAGGGAGUUCCACCUCCGCUCCCUCCACCCGACGCUUCCGGUCCACUUCAAGGUCCAAACCUCGUCCCCCGACACGUUCCACGUCACACCCCCGUGCGGGUCCCUCCCGCCUCUCUCCUCCGCCCCCCUCCACCUCACCCUCCGCCCCCAUCCCCUCCCCCCUCCCCUGCGCCCCCGCUUCCUCAUCCUCUCCUCCCUCUCCCCCUCCCCCUCCCCCUCCGUGCUCUCCUCCGCCGUGCACCUCCGCGUCGUCGUCGUCUGCGGCGGCGACCGCCGCCGCCGCCUCCACGCCGCCGCCGCCGCCGGAGACGACGAGGAGCUGAGGGCGCUGGUGGAGGGCGGCGGAGAAGUGGACGGGAGGGAUGGGGAGGGGAGGACGGCGCUGCACGUGGCGGCGGGGAGGGGGCACGUGAGGUGCGCGAGGGUGCUGGUCGGGGGAGGGGCGGCGCCGGACGCGAGGGACGGGCGCGGGAGGACGCCGCUGUGGGCGGCGGCGGCGAGCGGGAAGGCCGAGGUGGUGGCGGCGCUGCUCGAGAUGGGCGCCGACGCGGCCGUCGCCGACGCGCGGGGCCGAGCGCCGGCGCACGUCGCCAGGGAUAAGGGGCACCAAGCUGUAGUCGACGUACUGGAGUGUGGGGAGAUGGUCAUGACGGCGGCGAGGCGUGGAGACGUCUGCCGCCUCCGGUCGUUGCUGAACAAACGCGCCACGAUCCACAGCCGCGAUCAGUACGGUACGACGGCUCUCCACUCUGCAGCAAUCAAGGGGCACUGCGAGGCAAUGGCGCUGCUCGUCGAGUCCGGUGCCGACGUGGAGAGCGCCGACGUCGAGGGGCACACCCCGCUCCACCUUGCUGUCGAGAGCGGCUGCGCAGCGGCGGCGGAGAUGUUGGUUGAUCUCGGGGCCAAUGUGAAUGCGAAGACCAAGCGGGGCGCGACACCGCUCUGCAUGGCGGCGGCGAUAGGGCACGACGGGAUCGCGCGGCUGCUACUCAGCAGGGGUGCAACUACUGCCACUGCUGCCACCGCUGCCACCGCCACAUCGUUGUGUGCCGCCUCAUCGUCCUCUUCUUCUUCUGUCUCAUGCGACUGAAUGAUUAAUACUUCGCGUUGUAUUAUUUUCUAUCCAUGCGUCAGUUAAACUGUGUUUGUAAAGUAACUGCGAUUAUAGUUGUUAUGUGUGAUGUGUGUUCUUCUUUUAAUUGGAAAACUUCGAAAGCUCUCAUGUGCCGCGACUAAAUAUAUAUCACUCUGUCCUUGUACAGUUAA
This is a messenger RNA of Ananas comosus (pineapple), 1511 nucleotides long. Its product is annotated as serine/threonine-protein phosphatase 6 regulatory ankyrin repeat subunit A-like. NCBI's taxonomy places the organism in Eukaryota, Viridiplantae, Streptophyta, Magnoliopsida, Poales, Bromeliaceae. The transcript is spliced from 2 exons. The record is from RefSeq and is a predicted model, not a curated record. Gene Ontology annotation, molecular function: protein binding. Bases 103 to 1335 code for a protein of 410 amino acids.